AUGUCGAACGAGCAGCUCGUCACCCUCACCUUUCAAGAUCGCGUUGCGAUCGUCACGCUCAACCGGCCCGAUAAGCUGAAUGCCCUCAACCAGGACCUUUACUAUCUUCUCGCCGAGCGGCUGCGAGAGAUUGAGCGACGCGAUGAUAUCUACAUCACCGUUCUCACUGGAACCGGUCGGUUCUUCUCCGCCGGCGCAGAUGUCACUAGCUCCCGUCCUAGUGGAGACUUGAACUCGAGUGUACGCCGCGAUCUAGUCCGCAGCUUCGUGUCCAACAACGUCGACGUAACUCGCACCUUCUACAACCACAGCAAGAUCCUAGUCGUCGCCCUGAACGGACCCGCCGUCGGCCUCUCCGCAGCCCUAAUCGCGCACGCCGACUUCAUCUACGCCGCCCCGCACGCCUUCCUCCUCACUCCAUUCUCAUCUCUGGGUCUUGUUGCCGAAGGCGGUGCCAGCCGCGCAUUCGUCGAAAGACUGGGAAUUGCCAAGGCCAACGAGGCGCUGAUCAUGAGCAAGCGGAUUACCUGUGACGAGCUUGUUGCUACUGGAUUCGUGAACAAGAUUAUUACUGCGGCUUCGGGCGAUAAGAAUGACUCCGCGGGCUUCUUGAAGAAUGUUCUUGCUGAGGUUGAUGAACGCCUUGGUACUCAUCUUAACCAGUCGAGUCUGCUGAAGAUCAAGGAGCUGGUUCGUCGGCCCGAGCGGGAGAUUCUGGAUCGUCAGAAUGGCAUCGAGGCGUUUAUGGGCCUUGAGCGCUUCCUCAUGGGAGUGCCGCAGGAGGAGUUCCGUAAGUUGGCUUCUGGAGAGAAGAAGCAUAAGCUGUGA
Molecule: messenger RNA, 828 nt
Organism: Penicillium cinerascens
Lineage: Eukaryota; Fungi; Ascomycota; Eurotiomycetes; Eurotiales; Aspergillaceae
Product: dodecenoyl-CoA isomerase
Exons: 2
Coding region: 1-828 (275 amino acids)
Biological process (GO): fatty acid beta-oxidation
Cellular component (GO): peroxisomal matrix
Source: RefSeq, a predicted model, not a curated record